Messenger RNA from Sorex araneus (European shrew), 1624 nucleotides. It is a transcript of the gene OTUB1, whose product is annotated as OTU deubiquitinase, ubiquitin aldehyde binding 1. The record is from RefSeq and is a predicted model, not a curated record. Gene Ontology annotation, biological process: protein K48-linked deubiquitination; negative regulation of double-strand break repair. The transcript is spliced from 7 exons. Gene Ontology annotation, molecular function: cysteine-type deubiquitinase activity; ubiquitin binding. Bases 62 to 877 code for a protein of 271 amino acids. NCBI's taxonomy places the organism in Eukaryota, Metazoa, Chordata, Mammalia, Eulipotyphla, Soricidae. Gene Ontology annotation, cellular component: nucleus.
GCUUCCGGGAGGAGGGCAGCGGGUAACCCGGAAGCGGUCGGCAGUGCGGCGCUGUUUAAAGAUGGCGGCGGAGGAACCUCAGCAGCAGAAGCAGGAGCCGCUGGGCAGCGACUCCGAAGGUGUUAACUGUCUUGCCUAUGAUGAAGCCAUCAUGGCCCAGCAGGACCGAAUUCAGCAAGAGAUCGCUGUGCAGAACCCCCUGGUAUCCGAGCGCCUGGAACUCUCUGUCCUGUACAAGGAGUACGCCGAGGACGAUAACAUCUACCAGCAGAAGAUCAAGGACCUCCACAAAAAGUACUCGUACAUCCGCAAGACCAGGCCCGACGGGAACUGCUUCUACCGUGCUUUCGGCUUCUCCCACUUGGAGGCGCUGCUGGAUGACAGCAAGGAAUUGCAGCGGUUCAAGGCUGUGUCUGCCAAGAGCAAAGAGGACCUGGUGUCGCAGGGCUUCACCGAGUUCACGAUCGAGGACUUCCACAACACGUUCAUGGACCUGAUCGAGCAGGUGGAGAAGCAGACCUCGGUGGCCGACCUGCUGGCCUCCUUCAACGACCAGAGCACCUCCGACUACCUGGUGGUCUACCUGCGGCUGCUCACCUCGGGCUACCUGCAGCGGGAGAGCAAGUUCUUCGAGCACUUCAUCGAGGGCGGGCGGACCGUCAAGGAGUUCUGCCAGCAGGAGGUGGAGCCCAUGUGUAAGGAGAGCGACCACAUCCACAUCAUCGCGCUGGCGCAGGCCCUGCGGGUGUCCAUCCAGGUGGAGUACAUGGACCGCGGCGAGGGCGGCACCACCAACCCGCACGUCUUCCCCGAGGGCUCGGAGCCCAAGGUCUACCUUCUCUACCGGCCGGGACACUACGACAUCCUCUACAAAUAGGGCCCAGGCGCGCACGGAGGCUCCGGGGUUGUCAAGGGUCACACCCCCUGCCCCCCCGGCCCUGUCACUCCCUCCCACGUUUUAUUAAAGGGGCGCUGGAGGUGACCCGUGUGUGUGUGUCCCUGCUGCCCGCCUGGCUGCUGUCUGGCUGCCCCCUCCCCUGCCCAGGGCGGGGCGUCUUGUGUCUUCCGCACCCCACCAGGAGCCGUUUUGAGGAGGCUAGGCCUCUUGGGGACCCUUCCUGGCUCAGUGGGGCUCCGCUUUCUCCCCGUCAGGCUUUCCCCCUUCUUAGCUGGCCCAUGGGGCUUCCGAUAGGUUUGGGGUGUUUCUGGAGGACUUGCCCAGGGACCCAGGACUCCCCAGUUUUCAAACUGCCCCUCAAAGGCCCCCCUCCACCCCUGCUUCCUGCCCACCCCCGGGGUCUGCAUGGUGGAGGAGGCCUGGGUGGAGAGGGUGGCCUGGUGCUGGGGGAGCUGGCUCAGGGCAGGUGGAGGAGGAUGUACCCCCAGGGGAUGCCGGCCUGGUGGGGUGCAUGGUCGACCCCCUGGGUCUGGGCAGGGUGUGCCAGCCCCCAUACUCCCACCCCACCCCACCCUCUGCCUGUGCCUGCUUUGCACCCCCUCUGCUUGGCCACAGGCUCUGCAUUGCCUUCACCUCUUCUCCCUCCCCCCAGCACAUGUGGGGUCCCGGCCCCAGGCUGUGAGCUCCUUGGGGGCAGGCCUCAAUAAACGUGAUGUGCUGCCCACC